Malaclemys terrapin pileata is the source of this 6091-nucleotide messenger RNA. RefSeq names its product unconventional myosin-Ie-like. The coding region runs from base 277 to 3591 and encodes 1104 amino acids. Gene Ontology annotation, biological process: actin filament organization; vesicle transport along actin filament. Gene Ontology annotation, molecular function: microfilament motor activity; ATP binding; actin filament binding. The transcript is spliced from 28 exons. Gene Ontology annotation, cellular component: myosin complex; cytoplasm; plasma membrane. The record is from RefSeq and is a predicted model, not a curated record. Lineage: Eukaryota; Metazoa; Chordata; Testudines; Emydidae.
UCCGUGCAGCCAGCCCGACUCCCGGCGUUCACCUGCCUGCCUGUACCUGCCCCUCCGCGCACCCAGCCCCUGCCUUCCAUCUUUGCCCAGCCCGGCUCCGCUCCGGCUGCCUUCCCCCGAGACAGGAGCGGCUCAGAAGCGCCCGCCGCCCCCAGGGACGUGCCGAGCUGCAGCAGGACAGGACCCGCCAGCCCCAGAACCGGCGCCGGCCAUGGGUCCCUGCUGAGCUACCCGGGGUGGAGGUAGGAAGUGGGGAAAAGUCCCCACGAUCCAGCCAUGGGCAGCAAGGAGCGCUACCAUUGGCAGGCGCAGAAUGUCAAGCACAGUGGGGUGGACGACAUGGUGCUGCUGGCCAAGAUCAGCGAGGAUGCCAUCGUGGAGAACCUCAAGAAACGCUUCCUGGAUGACUACAUCUUCACGUACAUCGGGCCGGUCCUCAUCUCCGUCAACCCUUUCAAACAGCUGCCCUACUUCACCGAUCGCGAGAUUGACAUGUACCAGGGAGCCGCCCAGUACGAGAACCCGCCCCACAUCUAUGCCCUGGCCGAUAACAUGUACCGCAACAUGCUGAUCGACGGGGAGAACCAGUGCGUCAUCAUCAGCGGGGAGAGCGGCGCUGGCAAGACUGUGGCGGCCAAAUACAUCAUGAGCUACAUCUCCAAGGUGUCUGGCGGGGGCCCCAAAGUGCAGCACGUCAAGGACAUCAUCCUGAAAUCCAACCCGCUCCUGGAGGCCUUUGGAAAUGCCAAGACCGUUCGCAACAAUAACUCCAGCCGCUUCGGCAAGUACUUCGAGAUCCAGUUCAGCCGGGGCGGGGAGCCCGACGGGGGCAAGAUCUCCAACUUCCUGCUGGAGAAGUCGCGGGUGGUGAGCCAGAACCCCGGCGAGAGGAGCUUCCACAUCUACUACCAGCUGCUGGAGGGCGCCUCCCCAGAGCAGCGGGAGAACCUGGGCAUCACCAGCCCGGAUUAUUAUUACUACCUCAAUCAGUCGGCAUCCUACAAGGUGGACGACAUGAACGACCGGCAGGAGUUCCACGAGACACUGACGGCCAUGGAGGUGGUGGGGCUCUCCGGGGAGGAGCAAGCCCUGGUGCUGCAGAUCGUGGCUGGGAUCCUUCACCUAGGCAACAUCAGCUUCCGGGAGGAGGGCAACUACGCCGUCGUGGAGAGCGAGGACUUCCUGGCUUUCCCCUCCUACCUCCUGGGCAUCGACCAGGGCCGGCUGAAGGAGAAGCUGACCAGCCGCAAGAUGGACAGCCGGUGGGGCGGCAAGUCGGAGGUGAUCGACGUGACGCUCAACGCCGAGCAGGCCAGCUUCACCCGUGACGCCCUCGCCAAGGCGCUCUACUCACGGCUCUUCGACUACCUGGUGGACGCCGUCAACAAAGCGAUGCAGAAGGACUACGAGGAAUAUAAUGUCGGGGUGCUGGACAUCUACGGCUUCGAAAUCUUCCAGAAAAACGGCUUUGAGCAAUUCUGCAUCAAUUUUGUGAACGAGAAGCUGCAGCAGAUUUUCAUCGAGCUCACGCUGAAGGCAGAGCAGGAGGAGUACGUCCAGGAAGGGAUUCGCUGGAGCCCCAUCGAUUAUUUCAACAACAAAAUCGUCUGCGACCUGAUCGAGAGCAAAGUGAACCCGCCGGGGCUAAUGAGCAUCCUGGAUGACGUGUGCGCCACCAUGCACGCCAAGGGCGAGGGCGCCGACCAGAGCCUGCUGCAGAAGCUGCAGAUGGCCGUGGGCACCCACCAGCACUUCAACAGCUGGAACAAGGGCUUCAUCAUCCACCACUACGCCGGCAAGGUCUCCUACGACGUGGAGGGAUUCUGUGAGCGAAACCGCGACGUGCUCUUCACCGACCUCAUCGAGCUGAUGCAGAGCAGUGAGCUCCUCUUCAUCCGAGACCGCUUUCCUGAGAACAUCAACGCCGAGAAGAAAGGGCGCCCCACCACAGCCGGGAGCAAGAUCAAGAAACAAGCAAACGACCUGGUGAGCACCCUGACGAAGUGUACCCCCCACUACAUCCGCUGCAUCAAACCCAACGAGACCAAGAGACCCCGCGACUGGGAGGAGAGCAGGGUGAAGCACCAGGUGGAAUACCUGGGCCUGCGGGAGAACAUCCGGGUGCGCCGGGCCGGCUACGCCUACCGGCGGCUCUUCCAGAAGUUCCUGCAGAGGUACGCCAUCCUCACCCCCGAGACAUGGCCUGCCUGGCGGGGGGACGAGAAGCAGGGCGUGGUGCACCUGCUGCGCUCCGUCAACAUGGACCCAGACCAGUACCAGCUGGGCCAGAGCAAGGUUUUCAUCAAGGCCCCGGAGUCGCUGUUCCUGCUGGAGGAGAUGCGGGAGCGGCGUUACGACGGAUACGCCCGGGUCAUCCAGAAGGCCUGGCGCAAGCAUGUGGCCGUGCGCAAGUACAUCCGCAUGAGGGAGGAAGCCUCCAACAUCCUGCUGAACAAGAAGGAGCGCCGGCGCAACAGCCUCAACCGCAACUUCGUGGGCGACUACAUUGGGCUGGAGAGCCGGCCCGAGCUGCGGCGCUUCGUGGGCCGGCGCGACCGUGUGGACUUUGCCGACACCGUCAUCAAGUACGACCGGCGCUUCAAGACGGUGAAGCGGGACCUGAUCCUGACGCCCCGGUUCCUGUACCUCAUCGGGCGGGAGAAGGUGAAGCAGGGCCCCGAGAAGGGGACGAUCAAGGAGGUGCUGAAGCGGCAGGUGGAGCUGGAGAGGAUCCAGUCGGUGUCCCUGAGCACCUUGCAGGAUGACUUCCUCAUCGUCCACGAGCCGCAGUACGACAGCGUCCUGGAGUCCGUCUUCAAGACGGAGUUGCUGAGCCUGCUGUGUAAACGCUACGAGGAGAGGACCCACCAGCCGCUGUCCGUGAAGUUCAGCAACCAGCUGCAGUUCAAGGUCAAGAAGGACGGCUGGGGCCCCUGGGGGGCAGCAGGCUCUCGCCAGAUCCAGUUCCAGAUCUGCCAGGGCGAUGUGGCGCUGCUCCGGAACAACGGGAAGGUGCUGAUCGUCAGCAUCGGGCCCGGGCUGCCCAGGAACGCCCGGCCCACACGGAGGGACACCAGGAAGAGCAGGUACCUGAACAGCAGCAGCAUCCCCGGCCGGAACUACCCCCCUGCAGCAGGCAGAGAGAGGAGCGACACCAGCCAGCAUAGCAGCGCUGGCUCCCGGGCCCCUCUCCAGCACCGUCUCUCCAUCGCCCGGCAGGGCAGCAUGGAACAGCCCACCCUGCCCCGGCAUGGAGCCAGCCCCAGGGCCAAAGCCUUCCCUGCCCAGCUCAACCUAGACUUCAUGAACGUGCCGGACCAGGGCGUGGCCGGCUGGCAGCGGAGGCUCUCCAAAGAAGCCAAGCCCAUCCCCGGGGGCGGCCGAGCCAAACCCAAACCCAAGCCAAAGCCCCAGCCGCGCCUGCCCCAGUGCCGCGCCCUCUACGCCUACGAUGCCCAGGACACAGACGAGCUCAGUUUCAAUGCCGACGAAUACAUCGAACUCAUUAGAGAAGACCCCUCAGGCUGGUGGCGGGGCAGGAUACGAGGGAAAGAAGGGCUGUUCCCCGGGAACUAUGUGGAAAAACUCUGAUGGACGUGCCAGCUUCAUUGCUCCGAUUCUGACCCGGGGAUCGAGGAGGGAAGAGAUGUGUCUGCAGGAUCCAAUCAGCCUUGCUCCUGGAUUAUAGAUUGCUGCCGGGCUCGACUGAGGCCACUAAUUUAAGGCAAUUGAGUGGGAGGAUGACAAUUGGAUCACGUUGAGCCCUCUUCCUCUGAAUCUUAGCCCCCCAGCGAGUUGCCUUCCUUCUGCUCUGGGGUGCACGGGGGAGGAUGCAGGUUAGCCUGUCUGUCCUCCUGAAUGAGGAGCAACUCAGCAGGCAUUGGGCCUCCCUUCUCAGGAACCAGCACCUACUGCUUGGACUCACCGGGACAAGACCAGCCGCUCGGUCUUGUUACGCAGGGUUAAAAAAAAAAAAAAAAAUCUUCCUCCUUAACUGUAUAAAAAGAAUAAAUUGAUGGUUUAUUUUCUACACUAACCUCUACUCCACUUUCAAAAACAGCUGUAGCUUUUUAACUCAAAUCUGUACCGACAAAGCGAGCACACCUCCAGCCUGGUGGAAGCUGAGUCAAUGUUUUCAUCAGCUCCCAUUCUGAACUGGGGAGCCGAACCUUCUCAGGUGUUCUUAGACAAGGCCAGCGGGCAGUAGAAGGCUGCCUGGCUCCCUUAAAGAGAUUUCCUUGAAAGCCUCCAAUUCCUCUUCGGUAAUAGCUACUACUAAAGGAAAACGGCCAUGUAAUCAAUUGCACCAUGUAAUCAAAACUGCUGCAUAAUCAAAUGCACCAUUUUGGCAGGCAGAGUAGGACACAGGAAACUCAUCAGUGGAAUGACCGAAGAGCAGUUUUCCCGGGUUACGUUCAGCUGACGUGUUGUGCUUUUUACCUGACCCAGCAGAGGUUUGGCUUCUGCAGGGAGGUGUCCCCUCCAUUCCCAGGUAGCUAGGUAGGAGCUGGAAGACUCAGAUGCUCCUAAAACCCUAGGCAAAUAGUGGAAUGAGUUUUCCCUUCAAACAAAGGCAACAGCAAGUGGAUGGCAGAACUGGGCUGGUACACGAGUCGCCUACGCUGAAGCCCGUGUCAGGGGAGAUGGACGCUGCUCCAGCUGCGGCAGAUGUCAUUUGUUUUUAAAAGGCAGCAUUAUCACAUUAUUUCCCCUGUGUUGAGACUGCCGGGAGCUUUCAUUCCCAAGUGUUUGCUUUGACGUGUGUAGCCACCGGACUGCAAUCUAGAAUGAAAACCCAUCUUCUUAAAAGAACAGCAAGUUUCCUACCCCGUUACUUGUCUGAAAGAGACUUUAACGAGCCUCUUCCUUAGUUCAGUCCCAGACAGUAUAAAUCCUCUAGUUUUGUAUAUUCUGUAAAAACCGAAGACAGCAGCUUGUAUCGUUCCGACGUCUCCCUCCGCGUCCCGGUAAUAAACUGCUGUUUAAAGCAGGGGUUCUCAAACUGGGGGUCGCAAGGUUAUUACAUGGGGGGGUCACGAGCUGUCAGCCUCCACCCCCAAACCGCGCUUUGCCUCCAGCAUUUAUAAUGGUGUUAAAUUUAUACAAAAGUGUUUUUAAUUUAUUAGGGGGGGGGGGGGUUUGCACUCAGAGGCUUGCUGUGUGAGAGGGGUUUGAGAACCACUGGUUUAAAGGAACCUGUGCCACCUUUUAUUCAGCUUCAUACACAACCUGUCCUGUCCCUCUGGGACAUUUAUCUACUACAUUCCUACACCAUCCCAUCCCUAGCUCCCAAAACUCACAUGUAGACUGCAAAUGCCACAUACCUGAGUUAAAGGGGAAAGUUUCCAAAAAAUCCUGUACGUAGAGAGUCUUUAACAGCUCAGCUGAGCCCUGCCCUGGUGACGAAAGUCAGCCUAAUUGCUACGCACCAGUAGUUCAAAUCCAAUUUUAACUAGAUCAACGGUAGUAGCAUAGAGGGAACGCUGGCCUGUGUAGCAAGCUCUUUGCUAGCCCUUAAAAAACACACUUCUACUUUCCUGCAGCCAAAGUUCAUCCCUCCUUUUAUUGUACUGCUGCUCACCGGAAGAUCCUGAAGCCUAUACAAAAAAAUGCAAUUUUUAAACCCUUAUUGCCAGGCAAAUAUGGUCUUUGCAGGAUUACCGUGUUCCCAGCAGGUAACAUCCCUCCAGGUUCUUACAUAGUGUGUUAAGAGGUAAGACUGCCCCCCACUCUAUGCCUUAAUACAACACAAACCAAGCCAGUUUGGCAGUGAGCCAUUUGGUACCCAAGCCACGUGACACACGCCAGAAUGACAGGGGUAGACCCACAUUUGGAACCGGCUUCAGAACCAGGCCCCAAAACCAACUCCAUUGAACGUGACUCUGUCUAGUUAAAACCGUGGCAACCAUUUAAUUAACACAAUGUACAGCAGAAGUUAAACCACUAAAAGUUUUAAUUGCAUUAUUACUACAAGAAUAAAGAAUACCUGAGAGCCUUUUGCAGUGCCCAUAUUUUUAAUGUAGCAUAAUCAUCAGUUCACAAACCCCCUCUAAAAACAAAAUGCAGAGUCUCACUUUUUUUUUUUUUUUUU